GGGGGUCAUUGUAGAAGCGUGCUCGUCGCGACCCCUGCCAGCCCUUUUCAGGGCUGCAAUUCUACUAGCUGCGCACCCAUGCCAACGAGGGUUAGGGCGUCCCCCCAAGGCGACGCACACCAGCUCGUCCCCGCUGGUGUGGAAUGCAGCGUGCAAAGCGGCGAUGGGGACCGCCACCCGUCACGCACAGCCCGACACGGCGGAAGGUGGAGGACAGAGUGCAGAGUUGGCACGUGGAAUGUUAGAGGAGGCAUGAGAGAUAAGACGAAUGAGUUGAUCGAAAUAAUGAAAGAAAGAGAAUUAGAUGUCGUGUGUAUGUCGGAGACCAAACGGAAGGGCAGUGGUACUGAAGAGCUCCCUGGCGGGGCGUUAGCUCUAUAGUCAGGAGUCCCGGAGAGCGAGAACGCCUGCCAGGGAGUGGGGGUGCUGCUGUCUUCUCGGUUGGUCGAUGUUAUGACUGAAUAUAAGGUUGUGAACUCAAGACUUCUAUGGGUUCGCUUUAAAUUGGGACUGACGAAGUUAUUCCUUUUGGCUGUUUAUGCGCCGGUAGCUUCGUCGCCCAGGGCUGAGCUGGAGGAGUUUUGGGAGAAUGUAAGAGAAGUUCUAGAUUUGGCUAGGGGAAACGAAAGAAUUGUUGUAUGUGGUGAUUUGAAUGGAUGGGUUGGUACCGCUCGACCAGGGUACGAGUCGGUACUUGGAAAGUUUGGCGAUAAAAGGGUUAAUGAUGCUGGCAAGCUUAUACUGGCGGUGUGCAAGGAAAAGGGUCUUCUUGUGACAAACACUAUGUUUAAUCACAAGAAAAUCCAUAUGUAUACUAGAGAACGAAAGAAUGAGAGAAGUAUGAUUGAUUUGUUCCUGGUGGAUGACCGACUGCGAAAACAGGUGAUGGAUACGCGAGUGUUCAGGGGUGCUGACCUGGGAACGGAUCACUAUCUAGUGAUUACUAGAUUUAGGGGUCUGUUCGCGGGUUGGCGCUACCGGACGGCAGUAACAGAACCACAGUCGGUCUGUCGCAUCCGAAGCUGGAAGCUUCAGGAAGCGGAUACUAGGGACAAAUAUCAUGCGAGGGUAACCGAAAAGCUUGACACCAUCGAUGGCAGAAAAGAAUGUGUAGAAAGAACUUGGCAGAACCUUAGGGAUGGAAUGGUAAGUGCAGCGGAAGAAGUGUGUGGAACAAUAAAAAGAGGCAGUAGUAAAAGAAGAGAUGCAUGGUGGAAUGAUGAAGUGAAAGAAGCUGUAAAGAAGAAGAAGAAAGCAUGGUUAGACUACUUGGCCUCUAGUAAUGAUAAGGAUAUGAGAGAGAAGAUGAAAGAAAGAUAUAGGCUGCAGAAAGUUCACACGAAAGCACUGAUUGAGGAAGUUCGUGAAAGGUGUAGAAUGGAAGCGGACGAAAGGUUGUCGCACAACUUCAAGGAGAACUCCAAACUCUUCUGGAAAGAGGUUGGAAGGACCCGAAGUGGUGCGACGGCCUUAAGAAUGAACAAAGUGCUUUCGAGAACUAAUGACGUCCUCUCAGAAAAAUCGGACGUCAUGCAGCGAUGGAGCGAAUUUUAUAGAGAAAUGUAUGCGUGUGAUGAUCUUAGUGAGGGAUCCGGGGAUGACGCCGUGACUGGUACGCCAGACCCGGACCUCGAUGAUACUGAGGUCAUCAGGAUGAAAGAGAUUGAACGUGCGAUUCGAAGUUUGAAAUGUGGUAAGGCUGCGGGACUAGACAGAGUUACUGCUGAAAUGGUCAAGUAUGGUGGGCCUCGCGUCUGGGACAGCUUUCAUCUGCUGUGCAAUUUGUGCUGGCGGACGGGGGAUGUCCCGGAUGAUUGGCGAUCCGCAGUCAUUGUGCCUUUAUAUAAAGGUAAAGGUUCACAUUUUGACUGCGGGUGCUAUCGGGCGAUCAGCUUGACCAGUUUAGCAAGUAAAGUUUACUCGAAGGUUUUGACACGUAGGAUGCAAGAGAAAUCGGAAAGAUUUCUAUGGGAAGCACAAUGCGGAUUUAGACCUGGAAGAGGAUGCACGGAUCAAAUGUUUUCUCUCCGCAUGAUCACGGAGAAGCUUCUGGCUGCUAACCAGAAGAUUUUCUGUGCUUUUGUGGAUCUUGAGAAAGCAUUUGAUAAGGUUGUAAGGAAGAAAAUGUGGGAACUGUUGCCGGGGUAUGGUGUGGAUGGUCGAUUGCUAAGGGCUGUGCAGUCUCUUUACUGUGACUGUAAAGCCUGUGUGCGGGUAGGGCAUGACCUGUCACCCAUGUUUGACGUCAUGUCUUCCUGGCUGUUCAUACUGUAUCUCGACAGCUGUUUACAGAAGCUGAAAGAUAGUUGUUUGGGUGUGAAAUUGGGUGACAUUAAAGUAAAUUGUCUGCUGUAUGCUGAUGAUGCAGUGCUUAUUGCACCAUCAGAGGCAGAACUGCAGGCAUUAGUCACGUGUAUGAAAGAGGAAUGUGAAAUUAAAGGUCUCCGUUUGAAUGCUAAUAAAACUAAGGUUCUGGUAUUUGAAAGGGACGAAGAGAGAACGAAGUGUGAAAUAUGGGUAAAUCAGGAAUGUCUAGAACAGGUAAAUGAAAUUGCAUACUUGGAGAGUGCUUUUAGCCGGGAUGGAAGAUGUGAUUUAGAUGUGGACAGGCGUGUCGCUGCCGGGAACAAAGUCAAUGGUGCCCUGACUGCGUUAGUCAAAAGGCAAGGCGUAGCGAAGAGUGCACGCCUUGCAAUACAUAACGCAGUGUUGGUACCGACUUUGUUAUAUGACAGCGAAACCUGGGUAUGCCAGAAGAAGCAUAAAAGUAAGUUGAAUGCAGUGGAGAUGCGAUCUCUUCGUAAAAUGUGCGGCGUUACCAUGGCCGACCGAAAGCGAAACGAAGAGAUUCGCAAUAUGGCAGGUUUGAAAGAUGACCUUAUCACAAAAAUUGAUAAGGGCGUGCUUCGGUGGUUUGGGCACGUUGAGCGAAUGAGUGAAGACCGAAUGGUGAAGAAAAUAUAUAGCGCGAAAGUUAAUAUUAAAAGGUGUCGAGGUAGACCGAGACUAACUUUCGAAGACCAUGUGAGCAAAUUGUUCGAAGAGGGUAGGGUCAAAAGUACUCGGAUACCUAGACGUGCAUGCAUGAAGAAGAUAAUGAAUCUGAAAGAAGCGAAAGAGGUUUGUAAGGAUCGUGACACUUGGCGAUCUGUUCUCUCUGGCUACCCCGUCAGGGAUUGUGCGUGAAGAUUAAGUAAGUAAAUAAUGUAAUAUGGAAUCUUGGUAUGGGGUACCAGUGCCCGUGACAUAGAAACUAUCUUUUUUGCAUAAGAGCAAUUUAUAACCUAGGUCUGAAGUAAUCCCUUAGAGAAAAAUUUACAGAAAUAAAUAUAUUAACUUUGGCCUCUCAAUAUAUUUACGAGAAUUUAAUGUAUGUACACAAAACAAACAUAGUUUUAUUAAAAAUAGUGAUGUACAUUCUGGAAAUACCAGGAACAAGCACAAGUUAGUUAUACCAGUUACUCGACUCCAAAGAGUCGGUAAUUCUUUUAUAACAAAGUCCCAGAAUAUAUGCAUUAAGCAAAAAUUGUCUAGUAAGGGUUAUUAAUUAUUAUACUACUAAAGACUACAUGAAUGAUAUUAACCCCUGGGAAUGACGUGAUCGCUACCAUGCUGUUUCAAAAGGAAAAGUCCCGCUGGGUUUCUUGCUGCUUGCCAGGCCAGAGGUUUUUCCGAACCAGUUGUAAAAGUAAAAAAUUACUUACAAUAAGUAUUACUGUAAUCUAUAUUGAAUAAAAAUGAUUAUAUUCUAUUCUAUUAAAAGUUAAUCUUUUAAAAUAUGUAUAAGUAUAUGAAUAUUUUAUGUUUAAUAUAUGUGUUGCUCUUUAAUUUUCAGAUAACCCUCAUGACAGAAGGCCCGAUAGUGAUCCCUUAAGAGUGCCGCCGAGACCUUUACCAGGUGUGCGUCCAGACAGUCAUGACUUAUGGGAUAUGCCACCUGCUCAACUACCUAAUGUUGGACGAUCAGAUUUGGAUCCCUUUGCACCUGGCGGCGGUGGAAUGAUUUUCAACCCAUUCGGACCUCGAAGAGAUAUUGAAAAUCCUGGAUUAGGUGUACCGGGCGGGCUACCAAGAGGAGCGGUUCCACCGGGAGCACGAUUCGACCCGUUCGCACCACCUGGCGUCGGUCCUAUGCCAGGGCGCCGGCCGCCGCCUCCCGACGCCGAUCAUUUUCCGCCGCCCGGCUUCAACGAUAAUAUGUUUAUGUGAUUUUGUGUAAAAAAUAUAUAAAUGUUGCUUAGCAUUCAACACCGCGAACGUAUUGAAAUAUAAAAUGCUGUGAUUGAAAGUUAGCAAUCAUAUGUGACCUUAUAUAUUAUAUGUAAAAUAUAUAUUCUUGUAACUGGUUCUUAUAAAUUUGUGCAUGUGUAAAGGAAUCCUCAUCUUUGCUUAGCACACAACACCGCUUAAGUAAUUUUGACUUACUUUACAGGUGACUGAAAAAGUUGUAUAUUUUAUCGAAUUGUAGAGUUUUUAAGCUCUAAUUAGUAAUAGUUACUCUAUUUAUUGAUUACAAAUAAUUUAAUGGGCUUGUUAUAUCAUUUUAAUUGAUAUUCAAUUAUUAAGCGGUGUUGCGCAAAAUUAAACUAGACAUAGGCCACGUUAUUUAAGUAAAUACAGAGAAAAUAAAGUAAUUAAAAAUCGAUUGAAAU
Messenger RNA from Parnassius mnemosyne (clouded apollo), 4652 nucleotides. The record is from the annotation of a GenBank genome assembly. Lineage: Eukaryota; Metazoa; Arthropoda; Insecta; Lepidoptera; Papilionidae.